AUGCAUACGCCCAAGUUAGCGAGCGAAAGCUCGCCAGCCUCGCCAGCCUUUACCGAAUUUCGAAAGCGCUCGUUACCUCCCCACAUCAUCGAGUCGCAGAAGAAGGAAGCCCUGGCGAUGGUCACUGAAAAGGAGUCCGAGGACGAGCAGCCACAACCAGUACCGCUAUCUUUCUUUGAACGAUAUUUUUGCAAAAGCAUCCCACUGUCUGGUGCUGUUGCUGGAGAUGGUGGGAGUGAUGCAGAGCCAAUACGUCGUUUCUCAUUUCUAUCUCGAGGAUUUAUCACGCUGGCGGCACUCAUUUCUCUAAUCAUAGUAGCCGUGUUAUGUGCGGUACUAGCCACCAUUCUUGUACGACAUAAGAGAGUAGACCAAGAACUGCGUCGGUCUCCUGUCCAUGAAGCAAUCUUUGCCAACUUUGCGGACCCAGUAGUGGUCAAGCAUGAAGACUUGUUCUACGCAUUCGCCACAACCAAUGCAGCAGCUGCUAUCGCCCUCGGCAAGAGCAAUGUACAGAUGGCAACAAGCCCAGAUUUUAAGAACUGGACUCUGAUGAACCAUACCCACGACCCGCUUCCACAACUAGGCGAAUGGUGCAGGCGCGGACUCACGGAAAACAUGAACCCGAAAGCUAAUGUGUGGGCUCCGGCUGUCAUCAAAAGACCCAGCGAUGGCAAGUUCAUCCUGUACUAUUCUGCCGCGAUAGAGAAUGCAACGCGAUCUUCGCAUUGCGUUGGAGCCGCACUCUCAGAGUCAUCCUCACCGGCUGGUCCAUAUCUGCCACUGAACGCAACCAUUGCUUGCCCAGUCGAAGAAGGCGGCGCUAUCGAUCCGUCACCUUUCAUUGACACUGACGGAUCGUUCUUUGUAACUUACAAGGUUGAUGGCAACAACGUCGGGAACGGAGGGGCCUGUGGCAACAUGAAGGCUCCUCAAGCACCAACCCCGAUCAAGCUGCAGAAGAUGUUGGCAGAUGGAGUCACACCAGAUGGUCAGGAUAUCACCAUUCUCGACCGCAUAGAAGAAGAUGGCCCCCUCGUAGAAGCGCCAGUCAUCGCUAGAAGCACAGAAGGAACCUACUUCCUCUUCUUCUCUUCCGGAUGCACGCGAGAUCCUUCUUACGACGUAAAGUACGCUUUUGCGAAAGACGUCCGCGGCCCCUACGAAAGAGCANAAAAGCCUUUGUUAAAGACUGGCGACUUCAACUUAACCGCACCAGGAUCUAUUGGUCUUACCGACAUGGAGGACGGGACUUUUGGAAUGGUCUUUCACGCCCGAGUUCAAGCAUCGUAUGGCAGAGUAAGAGCAAUGUAUACGACGACCAUUCGCUUUAACGGCACCGAAGUCUUGUUGGUCAAGAAGGAU
This is a messenger RNA of Aureobasidium uvarum, 1365 nucleotides long. Lineage: Eukaryota; Fungi; Ascomycota; Dothideomycetes; Dothideales; Saccotheciaceae. The record is from the annotation of a GenBank genome assembly.